AAAUAAUCCGAAUCUGAAGACAUGUCAUGUGUAAAGGAAGUAAGCCAUGGCAAACCCAAAACGUCAACACAGUAUAAAAACACACCUGUCGUAGCAUGAACUAUACAGUAAGAGCGAAUAAUAUUGUGUCUAAAUCUAAAUAAGCGUCUUGAUCAGUCUCGGUGUAUUUGGACACUCGCAAACUGAGAACUGAAGCUAAAUAUUGUGAUCAUAGGGAGAUAUAAAGGUGUUUAUGAUGAUCAGAAAAGUUUCUAAGGUCGUUUUGAGCGUCGAACAGUCUGAAGGAGUCGGGGCUCGAGUUCGCAGGAGUAUUGGACGGAGGGAGCUGAAGAAUCUGGACCCUUUCUUGAUGCUGGAUGAAUUCUGUAUCGCCAAACCAGCUGGUUUUCCUGAUCAUCCUCACCGUGGAUUUGAGACGGUAACAUACUUGUUGAGUGGAGUAACUGCCCAUGAAGACUCCUGCGGUCACAGCGGGAAGCUGGAAUCGGGAGACCUUCAGUGGAUGACUGCAGGUCGUGGGGUGAUUCAUGCUGAGAUGCCUGUGUCGGAUGGACGCAUUCAUGGCCUUCAGCUUUGGGUAAACCUGAAAAGCACAGAUAAGAUGGUGGAGCCUCAGUACCAAGAGCUGAAGAACAAGGAGAUUCCUAAACCUAGCAAGGAAGGAGUCACUGUGACCGUCAUCUCUGGUGAAGCUCUUGGAGUGAAGUCAAAGAUUUAUACGAGGACUCCAACCAUGUACCUUGACUUUUUGCUGAAGAAAGGUGCAAUUCACACGCAGCCUGUUCCUCAAGGUUGGACAGCUUUCAUCUACACCCUCGCAGGUUCUUUAUGCACUGGCCCAGACAAUGAUUUGCGGACAAUAGAGCCACACCACACGGUGGUUUUGGAAGGUGGUGACUGCGUUAGAAUGGAAAACAAGGGUGCUGAGGACUCUCACUUUGUGUUAAUUGCUGGCGAACCCAUUAAUGAGCCUGUAGUUCAACAUGGGCCAUUUGUCAUGAACACACAAGAAGAGAUUGACAAGACCAUUUCAGACUACAGAUCAGCCACUAAUGGAUUCGAGAGAGCAAAAGUCUGGCAAUCAAAGAUUGGUCAACAGUUCUAAAGUUUCUGAAAGAUCCCUCUCUGAGGGAAUAUAUCUGCUUUGGUGCCUUUACCUUCAGCUACAGCAGCUCCAAACUUACAUUAUAAUAUUGAAAUUGUACUACUGACAUUUAUUUUAAAGUAAGAUCGUAAGAUGUAAUGACAUUUUAAAUAAAGUAUUAGUCGUCUUUCUUGUAAGUUUAUUAAUAGAUAAUGUGCUCAAGGACACUUUCAUACAUCAGCAAAAAUCCUCUCAGGGCUCAGUGUGUAAAAGUAAAUUGAAUUUGUUUGUCGGUCCCAAUUAGUGUGAUGAUCGAAUAUAAUACAAUGACGCUGAUAUAAUUUAUGAGUAACUUAAGGGUCCACAAUAUGCUUAAUAUGUAAAAUGUUACUCAAUAUAUUGCUGACCAUUACGUAGGUCAUUUAUUCUGAUGUAUUGCUUAAAAUGUAUUUUCCUAUGUAUUUCUGUUUUUGGUUUGUAUUAUGUCUCUGUAUCGGAUCACAACAUGAUUU
Messenger RNA from Danio aesculapii, 1596 nucleotides. It is a transcript of the gene pir, whose product is annotated as pirin. The transcript is spliced from 9 exons. Lineage: Eukaryota; Metazoa; Chordata; Actinopteri; Cypriniformes; Danionidae. Gene Ontology annotation, molecular function: quercetin 2,3-dioxygenase activity. Gene Ontology annotation, biological process: monocyte differentiation. Gene Ontology annotation, cellular component: nucleus. The coding region runs from base 233 to 1105 and encodes 290 amino acids. The record is from RefSeq and is a predicted model, not a curated record.